This is a messenger RNA of Choloepus didactylus (southern two-toed sloth), 443 nucleotides long. RefSeq names its product cytochrome c oxidase subunit 7C, mitochondrial. The record is from RefSeq and is a predicted model, not a curated record. Gene Ontology annotation, biological process: mitochondrial electron transport, cytochrome c to oxygen. Bases 119 to 310 code for a protein of 63 amino acids. The transcript has 3 exons. NCBI's taxonomy places the organism in Eukaryota, Metazoa, Chordata, Mammalia, Pilosa, Megalonychidae.
CCAGCUUCCCUUUCGGUUCUUGCACACCGAAGACAAGGUCGGUAAAGCGUAAGGCGUUGCUGUCGCCAUUUCUACUGCACUCGGUUUCUGCGCUUGUCGCGGAGCCCCCAACAGCGCCAUGUUGGGGCAGAGCAUCCGGAGGUUCACGACCUCUGUGAUCCGUAGGAGCCACUAUGAGGAGGGUCCUGGGAAGAAUUUGCCAUUUUCGGUGGAAAACAAGUGGCGGUUACUAGUUAUGAUGACUUUGUACCUUGGAUCCGGAUUUGCCGCACCUUUCUUUAUAGUAAGACACCAACUUCUUAAGAAAUAAGGAUGUUUUAGUUCAUCCAUGAAACAGCUAUGAAGAGGAGCAUUUUAAGAGACUCAGUCCUAAAAUAAAGCUCAAACUCUGUUAAACUGGUAUAGCAUACUGGAUAUGUUUGUAAAUAAACUUACUACGUGAA